Messenger RNA from Corticium candelabrum, 1909 nucleotides. Its product is annotated as 4-trimethylaminobutyraldehyde dehydrogenase-like. Gene Ontology annotation, molecular function: aminobutyraldehyde dehydrogenase (NAD+) activity; 4-trimethylammoniobutyraldehyde dehydrogenase (NAD+) activity. Bases 26 to 1561 code for a protein of 511 amino acids. The transcript is spliced from 6 exons. NCBI's taxonomy places the organism in Eukaryota, Metazoa, Porifera, Homoscleromorpha, Homosclerophorida, Plakinidae. The record is from RefSeq and is a predicted model, not a curated record.
UAUCCUAGAGAGCAAGGAAGGCGCAAUGUUGCCAUCUUGUCGGUUUGGUUUUAUCAUGCGCGAGCGUGCACGCUUGUUUGUCCGUGGCAUGUCUAGAGUUCUUCUGGAGAAACUGAACUAUGUUGGGGGAUCUCGAGUGGACGUGAUGUCAUCAGAAAAGUUUCAUGUUGUAGAACCCGCUACUGGUAACAUCAUGACUACUGCAGGUGUUUCAGGUGCAGAGGACGUAGAAAAUGUUGUGAAGUCUGGUGUAAAAGGAUUUCAGAAGUGGUCAAGGCUUUCAGGGCCAGAGAGAGGGAUCGUGAUGCACAAGGCCGCUUCACUCAUACAGCAGCGGGUUGAUGAGAUAGCAGAGCUUGAAUCUCGCGAUUGUGGCAAGCCAAUGUGGGAGAACAAAGGAGACAUUCUUUUUGCAGCUGAUACUGUUGGGUUUUACGCUGGAUUAGCAGCAAAUUUGCAUGGAGAGCAUUUCCAAUUGGCAGGAGGUUCAUUUGCUUACACACGUCGUGAGCCGUUGGGUGUUUGUGCUGGAAUUGGAGCUUGGAAUUAUCCAUUUCAGACUGCAUGCUGGAAGAUGGCACCGGCAUUGGCUUGUGGAAAUUCAAUGGUGUAUAAGCCAUCACCACUGGCACCGUUGUCAUCCGUGGUGCUUGGUGAAAUAUUGUUAGAAGCUGGAGUGCCACCAGGAGUCUUUAAUGUUGUUCAAGGAAAUGCAGACACAGGAAAGAUGCUAGCAAGUCAUCCGAGUAUAGCUAAAGUCUCAUUUACUGGUUCUGUUGCAACAGGGAAGAAGGUAAUGGAAGUAGCUUCUGGUGGAGUGAAGCCAGUCACUCUUGAACUUGGAGGAAAAUCACCGUUAAUAGUGUUUGAAGAUGCUGACCUAAGCAAUGCUGUGUCUGGUGCAUUACUUGGUAACUACAUGGCACAAGGAGAAUGUUGUACCAAUGGAACAAGAGUGUUUGUUCAAAAGCAGGUGAAGAAAUUAUUUGUGGAACAAGCAGUAGAGCGCGUGAAACAUUUGAGAGUUGGAAACCCAUUAUUAAAUGACACCCAACUUGGAGCAGUCAUUUCUCUUCAGCACAGAGAUAAAGUUGUAAGCUACGUAGAUAGUGCAAGGAAAGAAGGAGCAGUAGUACUUUGUGGUGGAGAGAUCUUUACUCCACCCGACUCUCGACUGUCUGGAGGUUUUUAUGUUUCUCCUUGUGUCAUUGAUGAGUGCACUGAUAAUAUGAAAGCCGUCCGAGAAGAAAUAUUUGGCCCUGUGAUGUGUAUUCUUGAAUUUGAAACAGAAGAAGAAGUUAUAUCACGAGCUAACGACACUGAAUUUGGGCUGGCAGCCGGAGUAUUUACAAACAAUCUUCAACGUGCCCAUCGAGUUAUUGCUGGUCUACAGGCAGGCAUGUGUUGGGUGAAUAAUUACAAUGUGCAACCUCCACAGAUACCAUUUGGUGGUUACAAGCAGUCAGGAUUUGGACGAGAAAACGGUGAAGUGGCAUUGAGUUACUACAGUCAGCUUAAAACUGUGUAUGUGGAGAUGGGAGAUGUUGACUCACCCUACUGAAGAUUGAAUAAGACAAGGAUUGCAUUAGUGCAGUGGUGUUACUCGAGGAAGAACAAAUGCUUAUGGUGUGUGUGUGUGUGUGUGUGUGUGUGUGUGUGUGUGUGUGUGUGUGUGUGUGUGUGUGUGUGUGUGUGUGUAGAACUUUGUAAUCAUUCAAUAUGAUCAAUGUAGGUUUCCUUUUUCAAUAGAGUAGGUGCAGCGAUGUUUGCCAUUUGAUGGUGAAGAUAAUAUAUAUGUUGUGUCAGCCAGUACACCUGUUAAUUCAGUUAUUGGCAAGAAAUCAUGUUGCUAGGACGUGUUCACGUAUGUUCAAGUAAUGGUUCUGUGAAUAUAUCAGAUGUUACACUA